Tachysurus fulvidraco (yellow catfish) is the source of this 2131-nucleotide messenger RNA. RefSeq names its product dehydrogenase/reductase 11a (gene dhrs11a). The transcript has 7 exons. Bases 182 to 949 code for a protein of 255 amino acids. The record is from RefSeq and is a predicted model, not a curated record. Lineage: Eukaryota; Metazoa; Chordata; Actinopteri; Siluriformes; Bagridae.
GUGGUGUAAUAUUUAAUCCUGUGUUCACGGGGCGUUUUUAUCAGCGCGUCUGACUGAGACACGGACAGAGGAUCAGUCACGGCUCUGAUACGGUCACCGCACUUUAACUGGACACGAGCUUUGCUUUGAUAACCGCUUCUAAAGUAAUCUGGACAAAUCCUCGGCCCGGUUCAGCUCUCCGAUGGAGCGGUGGAAAGGCAGAGUGGCGCUCGUGACCGGCGCGUCUGUCGGGAUCGGAGCAGCUGUCGCGCGCGCGCUCGUCCAACAGGGCAUGAAGGUGGUCGGUUGCGCGCGCAGCGUCGAUAAAAUAGAGAAGCUGGCAGCUGAGUGUCAGAGCGCGGGCUACAGCGGCACCCUGAUCCCAUACAAAUGUGACCUGUGCAACGAGGAAGAGAUUCUCUCUAUGUUCUCUGCUAUUAAGACCCUGCUUCAGGGGGUGGACGUGUGCAUCAACAACGCUGGCCUGGCUCACAACGAGCCUCUGCUGAGUGGCCGCACUGAGGGGUGGAAGAACAUGCUUGAUGUAAACGUUCUCGCGCUGGCCAUCUGCACACGUGAAGCCUACCAGUCCAUGAGGGAGAGAAAUGUAGACGAUGGACACAUCAUCAACAUCAACAGUAUGGGAGGACACAGGAUGGUACCGAGUGCUGACGAGCAUUUCUACUGUGCCACCAAAUACGCAGUGACGGCGCUUACUGAGGGGCUCAGACAGGAGCUAAGGGAGGCCAAGACACACAUCCGUGCCACGUGUAUAUCCCCUGGCAUAGUGGAGACAGAGUUUGCCUUUAGACACCACAACAGUGAUCCAGAGAAAGCUGCUUCUGUGUAUGAAAGUAUAAAGUGUUUGAAAGCUGAAGACAUAGCCAAUGCUGUCACCUACGUCCUCGGCGCCCCUCCACACGUUCAGAUCGGAGACGUGCAGCUGCGGCCGGUGGAGCAGGUGUCCUAGUGACGAAACGGAGACGCGCCGAAGGAGAGCGGAGAAGACUCAGAAGCAGUGUCUCUCUGGCAACAGCUGCUGGAAAAACUGUACAAAUAGAUUUGAAACACAGAAUUGAAAGGGAAUUAGGGGUUUGUGUGUGGUUUGAGGAAAACGUAGCAAAUCUGAAAAUACGAAGCUUGUGUGAGAGGGAACUGCUCCAUGAGAGAGGGAGAGGAAAUAGGAAAGGAAGGAGAGAAAGAGAUAUUAUUGGUACUGUUCCAAUUAACACAAACACUGCUGCCUCAAAGUGAAGGGGAUUUUUGUUUUUUAGUCGACAGAAACUGGGAAAAUGGAAACAGGGACCAUGUAAAGCUGAACAAUGGUCCCCACUUAUGACUACAGACCAGAAUGCAAUCGGUUGCACAUUUUUUCAUUUCUUUUUUUUUCUUUUCUUUUCUUUUUUUUAAGGUUGUUUUACAUAUCUGUUUUGAAACAAGACAAAAACACUCACUCAGUGUUCAGAAAAAUAUGUGCAGGAAACACUGUUGCAGUUAUAAUGGAUUCAUUCAUCUCGUAUAAAGGCUUUUAAUCCAUUCAUAUUGUGUUAGAAUAGUACAGUAGCUGCUCUAGAAGUGAUUUGAAUCUAUUCCGUGCUAAUGUAACGUAUUCCCAACUAGACUUGACAAAAUUGAUCUUUUUCACCAGUAGCUAUAAUCCAGUAGUGUUAAAUGUGAGUACAUUUUUCAGAAGCCAUUAUUAGAUUAUUAAAUUUGCCCUUAAAAAUAAAAACAGUUUGCUUUCCUCUCUGAAACCCGACUUCCAUCUGCUUUUAUCUACACAGAGUUCACCCUCAUAUCCCAAUACUAUCCACUCAUAAGCUGCUGAAGUAUAAGACAUUAUUGGUGUUUUAUAAGACUUUAUACGACCCACACACACACACACACACACACACACACACAAACACACACACACUGCAUUAUAAUUGUUCCGUGUUAGCACAUUAAUUACUGUAUUUUUUUUUUUUUUUGGAAGUAUUCUAACUUUAGAUUGUAUGUAGACGUGUUUCUCAUAAUGUGUAACUUUCUGUAAAUUUGUUCAUUUACAACCAAUCAGGAGUCCUCUGAAGUACCUCUGAAUUUAGUGCAGAGCCUGAGCUGAUGCAUUGCAGACGAACAAACGAUGAUGUGCUCAUGUUAUUUUUUAAAGCCU